UCUAUUUCUCUUUGUAUCGUCAAUUCAAGCUGGGGCAUAGCCGUUGAUGAAACUGAGAGCUCAUUUGUAGAGUUGUUCAACAACUGUUUUUAUUGUUUACUCAUGCCUUUGCCAUACUAUGUUGUCACUCAUGUCGUGAAAUGCCCACGCUUUCGCCUGAGGAAGGCGGCUUACCUGGGGUGGGCCGCUCGACCCCUCGCUCUGCGGUGCUGGAGUCGCUCAGAGAUUGCGCCGUUGAGAACAUCAGAGGUCGAGCAGUGGUGCUGCCCCACAAGGUUAUCGCCACCUCAAGGCGUCACUCAUCGCUACGGGACCAUCAGCGCAAAGAAGGACCCGGGGCCAAGGACAAGAUCCGUGACCCAGCAACACGCUUUCAUCGCUUGGACGAUCCACAGGUGAGGCUGUACUUUUUGCAGCAGCAUCCUUUUUUUCGGGAUCUGAGCACGUCUUUGCGGGAACGUUUGGCACCACAACUGGUGCAUCCCAGUUGUCCACCUGAUCCAGUCCAGAAUCUGAAGACUGUCACUGAGGGUCGGCAUGUUGUGCGGACAGUUCUUUCUGUCGAGCUGCAUUGCUUUUAUUUUUCAAUUACUGUAUAGAUUUAAUUAGACAUACAGAUUCGAUAUAGUUUGCUAUUUAUGGUGGUAUCUAUAUUAUGUGAAUUAUGUUAUAUUGUCAUGAGUUUAUUAAUGCUGAUGUAUGUUUAGUGUGUUCCACUAGCACGUUCAAAAGUCAAGCGGAUAUUCUCAAAAUCCAAGAGGUUUGCAGUCUUGCUGUUUCCAAGGUCACUGUCGUGGAGCAAAAUGCUGAGCCAGAGACCAAUGGUAUGGACUACCUGUUCGUGACGCCGCCAGAUGGGCACACUACUUUGGAGUUAAUGUUCGAUGGCCGACGAAUCUCCACUUUGAGUGGUAAUGCAGUCUUUGGUCAAGAGGUCGUCUUCGGGGUCACCAAGAGGUUCAUCUUUGGCUCCCGUGUGACCGCCGGAUCGGUGAAUUCGCUGUGGGUGAUACCACGCAAAGUCGUGCAGAAGCUUUUGCAUGCGCACCGCUCAGAUGCACAAGUUCUGAAGCUGCGGGCGCAGGAAGACAUAGUUUCCAUCCUCAAGACCUACUAUAGUACGCCGACGAGGAGUGUGCCCAUACGACUCUUCGAUGCCCAUCCUGCUUUCAAGGCAGCUUUGGUGGAAGAGGUUGAGAUUCAGAUCCUCUCUGCUGGAUGUGUGAUUUGCAAGGAGUUCGAGCUGCAGGACUGGGCCCUCUGUGUUUGGCGCGGAGAAGCUGAUGUCCUUGAUGGCUCAGGCGAAAGCAGCUUCCUACGUCUUUCCCACGCCAAAGGCACUCCGGCAUGGGCAGCAUGGUGGUGUUUGAUCGAGCUUCUUGGAACUCAGAUCACACCUCACAUUAGCCGACAUCCAGUCAAGGCCAUCACGGACUGCAUCGUUUGGAAACUCUUGCCUGCAAACCUCAGGAGGCUACAGAAGUCCUUUCCAGCUGAAUGCCGCAUGCUGGAAAAGGUGGCAAUGUACCAUGCACAGCUCUUGCAGCCGAGAGCAAUGCUGCUGCAUGACAUGCCCUUCUUCCACAACUCUACAGCUUCUUUCCUGGAAGCGCUCCAAACAGGAAGCGGUCGCUCUAUCCUGGCCUCCGGUGAGGUGGUUUACCAGAAGGGCAAGCCCAGCGACACCCGAGAUCUUUAUUGUGUUGCGCGUGGCGUUGUUCGGGUGAUUCAAGCAAAUGUGGACAGUCGGCGGUUGGCAGCGGCAGCUGGACGACAAACUAGGCGCCAAGGAGUUCAAGACGAACUACUUGGGGAAGGCGCUGUCUUUGGCGAGAACAUUGCCCUGGAGUUGAAGAAUACUAGGGCCAUGUCGGUGGUUUCAGAAACCAUCAGCGAUCUGUAUCUAAUUCCAGGACGAUGCCUUUGCGAUGCCUUAGUUCAACACCCCCACGAGAUGACACGCUUUUUGAACCUGCUCGAGGAGCGCGGUUAUGGAGUGCGAUUUCCAGAGGAGCUCUCGGAGAUCGGUCGGCUUUCACGCUUUCCUUUCAGCUUUCUGGAGCGCUUGAAGCAGAUUUGCGCACCAAAAGCGGCCUGUAGUGGUACAAAACUGGUGGAAGCAGGGCAGCAGAUCUCAACUGUGUACCUGAUUUUCCGAGGUAAGCUGUCUGUUGUGCGGGAGGAUGAUCUUUCUCCUCCGAUGGACAUCAAGGCCCCGACCACAGUGGGAACCUUUGCAAUGACCUCCCAGGAAGCGAGAGCAGAGACCACCAUCUUGGUGAACAGCUUUUGUGGCUACUUCGCAGUCGAUGUCACAAAGUUGAGAGCCCUCUUGGAUGAGUAUCCAAACUUGGCUGCUGGUUGGGAAGACUUGGUGGAGGAGGAGCAGCUAGACAGCCAGUCGAUGGCGGAGAGCUUCUCCGGCCGACGAGCCAGUCGCGUUCUGAUUCUCCCAGAGGAUCUCCAGGCUCCAGACGAUGAUGAAGAGAGAGUGAUCAUGGACACCUUGGAGAAACGGUUCGAGGGUGCUGAUGACGAGUUUCUGGACUGUUUGAGGGACAUUUUGGAGAAGAGAGUUUUCAGCGAAGACGAGGUCAUCUUGGCACAAGGAGAUGAUGGGACCUUUGCAAUCCUAAUUGCCUCUGGCUGUUGCACGGUGGAGGUGAAUGGGACCAAAGUGGGUGAGGUGCAGGCUGGUGGGCUCAUCGGAGAGGCGGUCUUGCUGGGCCAGGCAAGCAAGCGCACUGCGACAGUCCGCGCUGUCGGACAGGUGGUGGGUUUUGCCAUCGACCAGCAAGAGAUCGGUCAGAUCUUCAUGGACUUUCCCGAGGAGAAGCAACGAAUGUUGCAGCUUGCCACCUUGCGAACUCAGACAAACAAGGUCCUUGUCGGCAAAGACAGCAAAGAAGACAAGGCUACCAGGUCAUCGACGGCAGACAGGGUGUCGAAGGCGUCCAAAGAUACUGCGAGAAGUUCUGACAGGGAGCACAUCUCACCACGGCGCUUGGGCUCCUUCCUGAAGGGCGAUAGAUCUGAUUCACACAGCAGAACUUCGAGAAGUGACAGGCCACGAGGCAGUGGGAGAUUGGACUUGCUUCAUCGGGAGAGAAGUGCUGACAGCCUAGGCGACAGUGACUCAACCUCCGAGUCUUCGAGGACAUCGCCUGCCGGCUCCAAGCGUAGCUCCAUCCAGAAGCUGCCCAGUGAUGGCCACAGCGAGAAGCGCGUGACUGACUUGGGAUUGCUUCUGCGCGGUGUGCGUGGUGAAAAACCCACGACAGCCCCAGCUGCUGUUGGACGUCAAGCAUCGAGGAAUGCCUUGACACCAGCCUGCCGGCGGUGGGUUGCAAAACGCGCGCGUCGAAUACAAGAGGCGCCCAUCCGAGCAGAAGCGCGGAUGGCCUUGGCUGGUCGCUUGACUCCGAUGAUUCCAAAAGAUCGGAGCUACAUUUGCGUUGAUGGGCGGCCAGCGACGCACAGCUCCAAAUUCAGGACCUCAAGGCAGUUGGGGCUUGGAGGUGUGACGGCCACCGAAGUGCAGCUGAAUCAGGCAACGCAUCUCUAUGGCAAACCUGUUUGGCAUGAGUCUUUGAAGUGAGGGCACGAGUGAUUUGGACCCUUGUGAGCGGGAAUUUGGCUGUGUCCAGAAAAGAAGUGGUUCCCC
Durusdinium trenchii is the source of this 3664-nucleotide messenger RNA. Lineage: Eukaryota; Dinophyceae; Suessiales; Symbiodiniaceae. The record is from the annotation of a GenBank genome assembly.